Monomorium pharaonis (pharaoh ant) is the source of this 1571-nucleotide messenger RNA. RefSeq names its product peroxisome biogenesis factor 10 (gene Pex10). Gene Ontology annotation, molecular function: zinc ion binding. The coding region runs from base 234 to 1094 and encodes 286 amino acids. NCBI's taxonomy places the organism in Eukaryota, Metazoa, Arthropoda, Insecta, Hymenoptera, Formicidae. The transcript is spliced from 3 exons. The record is from RefSeq and is a predicted model, not a curated record. Gene Ontology annotation, cellular component: peroxisomal membrane. Gene Ontology annotation, biological process: protein import into peroxisome matrix.
AUCAGUGCAGCUAGAAAGAACAGACCACUAGUGUGUCGCGAAAAGCUGUGAAAAAAGUGUAAUCUAGCGACCUAGCGCUACCUUCUACGUUCGGAAUAAUGAAAAUAUUUUAAACCUUGAACGUGCGAAACUGAUGUUUUUUAGGUUUCACGCAUGACUUUGCCUUUUGAUGUCGCGCGUCACAUAUAAACCAUAUACUUCGCCACGACGAACCGACGAACUUGCGAAAAGAGAUGGGGACCGACAGAAAUUGGCCUAGGCGCAAGCUAAAGUGCGCGAGCCGGGCGGAAAUAUUGCGAUCGCAUCAACGAGAUGACGAUUUCGUGAGAUACCUGCAGGAGAAGCUGUCUGAGAUAUCGCAGAAUUUCGGACUCCAUAGAACAUUGCUCCAGUAUAUUCAGCCUGACAUUCCGCUUAAAUUAUUAUACUUUAUUUUCACAUCCGGCAUGGGUAAUCAAACGCUGGGCGAGGAGUAUACCGGUAUAGUACAGGCGAAUUUGGAGCAGCGGAGAAUUCCGACAUUAACUGUGAGAGUAUUAGCUGCAGUUUUAGAAUGCCUCGGCGAAAAAAUGUUGCUCAAAUUGUUGCAACAGUUGCAAGCGUAUGUGAAUCAUCCACGUAGGGAGUUGACCCCAGCGGCAAUUACAUUUUUCAACACUUUACUGUCCAAGUUGCGUACAAUGAUACCCAUAAUUGUAUUGUUUCACAAAGGGUUAUUUUAUAUUUAUGGUAGAUACUAUAGUCUGGGUAGAAGAAUUGCUGGAUUAGAUUAUACAAAGGUAUAUGGCCCUCGACCAGUAGAUACUGUCAGCUGGGGAUUAAGACUAUUAGGAAUUGCUACUUUAAUCCAAUGUCUAUUGAAAAUUUGGCAGAGUGGCACAGUGCAGGACACUACCACUGUAAAUACAUUUAAUGCCAAAUGUAGCAGUCACAAUUGUCAAUUGUGUCUCGAGGCAACAGCAACAACUGCGACACCAUGUGGCCAUCUGUUCUGCUGGAACUGUCUUGGCGAGUGGUUGCGUGUUAAACCACAAUGUCCAUUCUGUAGAGAAUAUGUUUCACCAUCGAGAAUUGUCUAUCUGAUGAACCUGUGAUUUUCUGUGAUAAUUAUGUGUGCAUAUUCUUUGAAUGUACAUAUAAUGUAAUGGACGCAUAUAUAUAUAUAUAUAUAUAUAUAUAUCAUGUGUGUGUAUGUGUGAGAGGGGGCAAAUUUGUAAUUUUUAAAUAAUUAAUAUAUUUUCAAACUAAAUAUGUCUCCAGUAUUACAAUAAAAAUCUAUUUUACUUAUUUUUCUUUUGACAAAAUUUAAUGUUUUAAAAUUUAAGAUUUCCAAAACUAUUUAUUGAAAGAUUCAAGUCCUUUUUAUCUGUAAGCUUAUUAAGAUAUCGAGACAAUCAAUUAAUAAGAAUUAAUAUUAAUUUUAUAUAGGAAGACAUAAAAGUAACAUUUACCUGUAGACAUACAAAAAUAUCAAGUAUUUUAUUCAAAUAUUUCGGCACAUAUACUACAUAUUAUGUAACAGUCCAAUCUUGUGAAAAACAUUAUGUACAAUAUACAAUAUCUUUUCAUUA